Molecule: messenger RNA, 4316 nt
Organism: Monomorium pharaonis (pharaoh ant)
Lineage: Eukaryota; Metazoa; Arthropoda; Insecta; Hymenoptera; Formicidae
Product: prolactin-releasing peptide receptor
Exons: 4
Coding region: 415-1584 (389 amino acids)
Biological process (GO): G protein-coupled receptor signaling pathway
Cellular component (GO): neuron projection; plasma membrane
Molecular function (GO): neuropeptide binding; neuropeptide Y receptor activity
Source: RefSeq, a predicted model, not a curated record
CGAUUUUCUCGCGUCUCAGUCCUCAGUCUGCUUCCGUCGCUGACAUAGGUCAGGGAAGCUGGUCCCGCGACGCUUCAUAUAUUGAUCAUUGAUACUGAUAUCCGAGAUAACAGUAUCGAAUCGAAAUAGUAGAUCCUAAGAAAAGUGUCAUCGUUGCCCCGGCGUUGCACGUCGGCAGAAAUUGCUUCAGUCCAAUCUCCGACCCUGCUGACUCUUCAACAGGUGGCCGAAAUCGAUCUCUCACGUAUAACAGUGGACUGAUCCUUUAAUUCACGGCCCAUGGAUCGACGCUGCUGGCGAAUACUUCGCUUCGGAAUUUCUUCCGGAUAAUUCCCCGAAUCGCAUUACCGACGAGGUAGAGGCGACCAGGGAGAGUAGAAAGUUCUCUUUCUUUUUUCGAAGGAAAGCAACAUAAUGGAUACCCACAACACAACUGCAGCUAAUAACCUGUCGGAGGACAUGAUGUCGAAUCUGAUGGUGCAGAUAGUGUUCUACGUGAUCUACAGUAUUAUCUUCAUACUGGGACUAUUCGGUAACGUGUUGGUGAUCUUUGUCGUCGGGCGAAACCAUCGUAUGCACACCGUUACCAAUCUCUUCAUUGCGAAUCUCGCGCUCAGUGACAUGCUGCUGUGCUUGUUGGCUGUACCCUUUACACCUCUGUACACUUUCCUAGGCGGUUGGGUUUUCGGUAAAACUCUCUGCCAUUUGGUACCCUACAGUCAGGCCGUAAGUGUGUAUAUCAGCACGCUCACACUGACAAGCAUAGCAGUCGACCGGUUUUUAGUAAUCAUCUAUCCGUUCCAAGCGCGUAUGAAGAUCAAGAUGUGCCUAGUGAUCAUCAUGGGCAUUUGGUUGAUCGCGUCACUGAUUACCUUGCCGUUCGGCCUCUACAUGCAUAUAGUGCAGGAAAAGCAUACCUUCUGGUGCGCGGAGAAUUGGCCUAGCGAGUCAUUUCGCAAGAUAUUCAGUUCGCUGACUUCGAUACUGCAGUUUGUCGUGCCGUUUUUCGUGAUUGCUUUUUGCUACAUAUGUGUGUCAAUCAAAUUGAACGACCGGGCGCGCGCUAAACCCGGUAGCAAGUCCAGCAAGCGUGAGGAAGAGGAUCGCGAGAGAAAGCGCCGGACAAACCGAAUGUUGAUCGCCAUGGUCUCGGUAUUCGGUGUAUGCUGGUUGCCGCUGAACAUCGCCCUCAUUAUUGCUGACUUCUAUACAGAUGUUUACUACGUCUGGCCCUACUUUCGGUUCUACUUCUUCAUAUCGCAUUGCAUCGCAAUGAGCAGCACCUGCUACAAUCCAUUCCUGUAUGCCUGGCUCAAUGACAAUUUCCGGAAGGAAUUUAAACAGGUCCUUCCGUGUUAUACAAGAAAUGGCAAUGGCAACAUUCCGAGGGCCAAAGAGACCGUGAGCAGAGGUGACAGAAUGGAUAACGGUAAUAAUACCAUGCAAGAAACAUUCCUGAACAGUACGAAAGCACAGACUAUCGAAGGAUGUGAGAUGACAACGCUGGUGCUGGACAAGACAACGAAUAUGAGAAGACAGUCAAAUCAGCCCUCGUGCUCGAGGGAUUCCGACGAUGCUCUGUAAGGGAAAGCGCAAAAGGUAAGCAGAUACUUUUGUUCUUUCUCUUACAGAGCGUGGUGUUUUCUCACGUAAAACUGCUAGACAUGUUAGACGAGGUAAACAUUAACUACCACAAUGCCGAAAAUGUCACGGCAGAACUGAAACUCGAUCAUUCACUUUUAAGUCGAUGACAGUGUGUUCUUUUUUGCGUUCUGGAUACCAGCUAAAGUUUAUUCUUCAUUAAAUUUUGUUCCAUUUUCUAAACUCUAAACGAUACGGCGCUCAGAUUAAAAAUCACUUUUCCUUCGCACAUUGACAAUAAAAAAAGUUAUCUCUUUAUAAGUAACUCUGUACGCGCGUGUGUGUUCACGUCCAGCACACCAAAAAAUAGAUAAAUGAAUGUUUGACAGCGCAAAUAUUAAUUAGAUGUUUUUUUACAUUUUAUCAUUAUAUACAUGUACUGUCUUUAUGUCACGUGCAAGUUCUACGCACUAGUGUUUCGUUGUUAUUUUUUCGGACGUGACCAUCAACUUAGAACAUUUAUAACAGAUCAGAAUCUCAUCUCCGUUUUUCGUCAAAGAAAUAAAAUUUGUUCACGUUAUAUGUUAUAUCACAGAGUUUUUACCUUUUGAAUCCUUGCUUGCCAGAGGAACUCGAUUUUUCAAUAUCUCUCGGUGAAAUGCUUUGAUUUCGCAAAGUACAUUCAUCUCCGUCACUUUUUCCAUUUCUUUCGUAUGUGUACUUUAUGGGAUUCUGCGGGCGGAACGACAAAUGCCAACUAGCUGACAUAGUACGCACGUAUAGCGCAAAUACUAGGUGGAAGUACCUAGGAGAGGAAUCCCCGAGCUUUACGAGAUCCGUGAGAGCGACGAGAGCCGUUCGAAUGAAUCGCGCGAUUUCCAUCUCCGGUCGAGUUACGGUCUAGAAAGUAGAGCGAAACACCGGGGACUCGCGGAAUGCCGAAUCCGAUGCUUCUCACGGCGGAUAAGUUUUUGGUAGUUGACACACACCGCAAUUUUGCUGAGAAUUCCACCACCCACGGUCUAGUCGUACAAUCUGUCUCUUUGUGCACUUUUCCGCUGAUGUGGCGUUAAAACACGCUUGCUCCAAACAGACAGAUUGACUUACGUAACGACCAGCUUCACGAAGAGUUACCGUUUCAUUCCCCGUUCACGUCACAACGCGUGAAACAGAACAAAGUCAGGAGAUGCAUUAAGAGAAAAUUGCUAUACCUAGAUAUCUUCCAUCUGUUUGUACAAGUCUACUUAUACAGAUUGUGUGGGUAGAAAACUUCGCUUACAACGAGAUUAGAAUAAAACCGAUUUAUCGCGAUGUCAGUAAAUAUUUUACUCUUGUGUAAAUUGUUUAAUCCACUUUAGAUGAUUUGUAAAUCGUCUGAAAGAACUCUGUUUAUAAUCUAAUAUGCAACUGUAAUAUACAAAAAAUGUUUAAAGGAAAUUGAAAUGAACGAAAAUGAAUACGCAUACUGAAAUACAUGUAUAAAUAUAACAUGUAUGGUAUUGCAUAAAAUAUUAUAAAUAAAUUUUUAUAUCUUGAAUUCCAACGCGCUAAAAGCUGUAACGUCUCAAAAUUAGAAUUGUGACAAUUUUUUAAAUAAAAUAUGUAGAUAUUAAAAUAUAUUUAAUAUUGGAAAAGAUAAUUAAAACCCAACAAAUCUAAUAAACAAAUGUAAAAUUUAAUCAUAAAUUUAUUUUGGUCAUUAAUUAUUGGUAUUCAUUUAUGUUCAGUCUUUUUUAUAUAUGAGUAUGUUUUCUUUAAAUCAUAAACGCAUUAAUUAUUUUAGACUUAAAACGAUGCAUUUUCUCCUUGCCUUAAUUACUUUACAUAAAUAAAAUAAUGUGUAUACUAAAAAAAGUCUUGUCGCAUUAAUUUAAAAUCUGACAGAUUCAAUCAGCGUGUUAAAAAACGAACAAAUCUUGUUGGGAUUAUUGGAUUAUAGGAAAGUCUAUCAAACGUUUGGAUUAUAAAAUCUCGAGUUCUAUUAUAAUAAUCAGAAAUGCAUGGUUUCAUCAAAAUGCAUUCAAUCAUAGAAUUUCUUGUUCUUCAACUCAUUUUUUUCAGUAUAUGCAAAAUGCUUUUUUUCUCAAUAAGACAUUUCUAAAAGAAGAAUUUUGAGAUUCUUAUUUUUAGCGCUUAAAAUUUUUUUACAUUAAGGUUCAUAUUCUAACAUUCUUGCCCUUAUUUCGUCACCGAUCGUUAACUUCCUAUUGGGGGAAAUAUAACAGGAAGGUAAAAGCGAAUAAAAAGUUUUGCAGUAAGCUUCGCGAGAUAUUUCAGCGUCGACAAUAUAUAUCAUGAUUCAGGCCAGGUGCGAGUCUCUGAUCGUAAAAGAGAAGAGAACGGGAAGAAGUUCGGUAACUAUGACGUAAAUGGCUUUUACGAAGCCGAAAAUAAUGCGUUUUAAGUCAAAAGUUUCGCGAGAAGGAGGGAUGGGUUUUUGUCGAAAGAGACUUAUAUUAAAUCCCGAAGCAUUCCCGAUACUUCACCUAUGCAAAACUUGUUCCUAUUUAAAAGCCGCAAAUGCAAGUAAAAUAUUGAACGGGUAAAGCCCCGAACGGCGAUAUUGAAUCGUCCUUUUAUAGCGAUCUAACAUGAUAUGGCUUACAUAAUAUUUCAUUAUACAGCGCCGCGUCCCUUCGAUGGCUUAUUUCGAUGGAUGUAUUGAGCUACGGCUCGAUAUUGAACUUGAGCUUGAUUCUGAUCGUACCCUGUAAUAAAAAUUAGAAAAAAAAAAA